AAUGUCUCCGAGUAUGUUUGUCAUCAAAUAUGAUCGAUCUAAUGCGGCUUACUUCCCAGGUGAAAAUAUAACCGGUCGUGUUAUCAUCGUAUUAAACGAGAAAAAAAGUGUUCAAGAUAUAAAAGUACAUUUCAAAGGAGAAGCCCAUGUUCAUUGGUCAACGGGAAGUGAAAAUGAUUCCACAUUGAGUGGUGAUCACACUGCCAGUGAAAAGUAUUUCAGUAUAGAACAAUCGCUGCUAAAUAGAUCGACCGAGACUGUUAGAACUGAACUUCCGGAAGGACAGAGCGAAUAUUAUUUUUCAUUUCAAUUGCCGCAAAAUAUACCGUGCAGUUUUGAACACAAGAUUGGAUAUAUUCGUUAUACGGCAAAAGCAAUCGUCGAUAUACCAUGGAGAUUAAAUUGGUGGACAAAAUCUGCAUUCACUGUUAUCACCCCAUUUGAUUUAAAUCCCGUUUCGCAUCAAUGUGUUGGAAUAGAUGAAGAGACAAUGAAAGAUUUUUCCUUUUGUUGCUUCGAUAAAGGCUCGAUAAACGUUCAAAUAAAAAUUCCAAGUUUAGGAUACGUUCCAGGACAAUUUAUAAUGACCGAAGUGAUAUCAGAUGUUAAAUCGUCGAACAUUAACGUAACGAAAAUUUCUACGAAACUCGAAGAAGAAAUUAUCUUUCACGCACAAAGCUUCACAGAAAAAGCCGAAAUCUUGGUACAAAAGAAUCACGAAGAUGGACCAAUUGGAAAGCAUCAUCAAACUAAUUUGAAACUUUAUGUUCCACCUUUGCCACCGUCUAAUUUAGAACAUUGUGGUAUCAUUGAAUUGAAAUAUUGUCUACGUGUUAAAGUUCAUGUCAACGGCAUGCAUACAAAGAUCGAUAAAAAAUAUCCAAUAUUAAUUGGAACAAUACCUCUAUUUUCUUCACCAUAUACAUCAUGGACUCAAGUAGACGAUACACAGCCAACAGCACCAACAAUUGAUUAUGAACCACCGAUGUCUAUUGCCAUAAAGCCUAUGCCUAUACCAAUUACUGAACCACCAAGUGUAACCGAUUUAUCAGAAAUUACUCAAACUAAUUUGAACGAAUUCCAAUUAACAAAUCUAUCAAUAGGAACGAAUAUUCCGCCUCCUUCUUAUGAAAAAUGUAUGCAAAAAGCCGAUAAUAUCAAGGACAAUGAUGAUACGAAUUCCGUUUAUGGUGCAGAUCAACCAUUUGCCCCAAGAUAUCCAGUUUUCGAUUUUAGAAAUCCUUAUCAAUCUAAUUGAAUAAUUUCAGAUUAGAUUCAUUCAUUAAUAUGACUGUACACUAACAUAUAUAAAAUAUCAUAAAUAAAAUUACAAUAAAUCAAAACGGAAGUACAGGGUCUGUCUCGUAUAAUCUAUAUUCAGCACUUGAAUCAUGAUUACUAUCUGUACAAUUCUUUUUAAGUAAUAUGUUAGUGUUUCUAUAUUUAUAAUUCCUUAUAAUAACCAUUAAUUAUGUAUAUAUGUAUAUAUUAUAUAAUCUUCGUAUGCUCUCAAUAAUAACUUACAUACAUGCAACGAAUAUUGUUAUUUUUGUUCUUCAUUUUU
Molecule: messenger RNA, 1564 nt
Organism: Vespa velutina
Lineage: Eukaryota; Metazoa; Arthropoda; Insecta; Hymenoptera; Vespidae
Product: arrestin domain-containing protein 17-like
Exons: 8
Coding region: 2-1258 (418 amino acids)
Biological process (GO): protein transport
Cellular component (GO): cytoplasm
Source: RefSeq, a predicted model, not a curated record